Molecule: messenger RNA, 2427 nt
Organism: Rhodotorula toruloides NP11
Lineage: Eukaryota; Fungi; Basidiomycota; Microbotryomycetes; Sporidiobolales; Sporidiobolaceae
Product: Dol-P-Man:protein alpha-mannosyltransferase, glycosyltransferase family 39 protein
Exons: 11
Coding region: 1-2427 (808 amino acids)
Biological process (GO): protein O-linked glycosylation via mannose
Cellular component (GO): membrane; endoplasmic reticulum
Molecular function (GO): dolichyl-phosphate-mannose-protein mannosyltransferase activity
Source: RefSeq, a predicted model, not a curated record
AUGCAGGCAACCGCUUCGUCGCAGCCUGACCGUCUCCUGCUCCACCGCUCGCGCGCAGCAGCUCCCUCACCCUCUCCCGGAAGUGACAGCACCACACCCGCUCGCGCCGUCUCCCCCUCGCACGAUCCGCGGCUCGACAAGCGCUCUGAUGACUGGAAUGCGGAUGUGACGGGUCAGGCGGGUCAGGCGGGCACGCAGGGGAGCGGGAAGGGUUACUUGCUCGACAAGGGUGCUGAGGAGGAGCCGCCAUCGUCGAACCGAACCGACUACAUCGUCCUCCUCGGGGUCUUCCUCCUCGCUGCGGUGCUGCGGUUCUAUCGAAUCGACCAUCCUUCAGGCGUUGUCUUCGACGAGGUUCACUUCGGCAAGUUCGCCAGCUACUACCUUCGCCGCGAGUUCUUCUUCGAUGUCCACCCGCCUCUCGCCAAGCUCCUUCUCGCCUUCCAAGGAUGGCUGAUCGGUUACGACGGCAGCUUCGAGUUCGAGAACAUUGGCGACUCGUACCUCGACGCCAAGGUGCCGUACGUCGGACUGCGAACGCUUCCCGCGCUCCUCGGAAGCGCCAUUCCAGCCGUCGUCUACGCCAUCAUGCGGGAAAGCGGAUACCCUCGCGUCGUCGGCUUGUUCAGCGCCUGCUUGGUCCUCUUCGACAACGCCCACAUCGCCCAGACCCGCCUCAUCCUCCUCGACGCCCCGAUGAUCCUCUUCAUGGCGCUCGCCUUCUACGCUUACAUCCGCUUCUACAAGCUGCGAUACUCCGAGUUCACGCGGCCUUGGUGGACCUGGAUGACCCUGACCGGCAUUUUCCUCUCGCUCACCAUCUCGUGCAAGAUGGUCGGCCUCUUCGCCUUCCUUGCCGUCGGCAGCGCAGUAGUCUACGACCUGUGGAACAUCCUCGACGUCCGAAGAGGCCUGACGAUCGAACACGUCGCUCGCCACUUCUUCGCUCGCGUCUUCGGCCUCAUCGUCGUUCCUGCCAUCGUCUACCUCUUCUGGUUCUGGGUCCACUUUGCCGUGUUGACCAAGUCAGGGACGGGCGACGAGUUCAUGAGCCCGGCAUUCCAGCAGACGCUGCUUGACAGUCCUUUGACGGCGCUCGCGGAAGAAAUCCGCUACUACGACACGGUCAUCAUUCAACACAAGGGCACGAAGGCGUUCCUGCACUCGCACCCGGACCGCUAUCCGCUCAAGUACGAUGACGGCCGCAUCUCGUCCGCGGGCCAGCAAGUCACCGCCUACCGCUUCAACGACACCAACAACCACUGGAUCGUCGAGCCCACCAAGGAGAUUCCUGCCUCGGGUCGCGGCCGCGUCGUUCGCCACCACGACAUCAUCACGCUCCGCCACGUCCUGACGAACACGACCCUCCUCACGCACGACGUCGCCUGCCCGACGAUGGCGACCAACACCGAAUUCACGACCUGGGACGGGCAGUGCGCGAGCGAGGAGGAGUGCGAGGCCAAGACGCUCGACACGCAUUUCCAGCUCGACAUCGACGACGCGCACGAGGGCCAGCAGUGGAUGACCAAGUCGUCUCACUUCCAGCUUGUCCACAUCCCGACGCGUGUCGCCAUGUGGACGCACACCGACCCGCUGCUGCCCGACUGGGCAUUCAAGCAGCAGGAGGUCAACGGCAACAAGAACCUCAAGGACCGCACGACGUUCUGGGCUGUCGACGAGAUCGUCCGCGACCCGACCAAGCCGGACCUCUUGCGACCGAAGAAGGAGCCGCGCAAGCCGACCAAGAUGAACUUCUUCCGCAAGUUCUUCGAGCUGCAAGUCCUUAUGCUCCAGCACAACGCCGGCUUGACGGACUCGCACCCUUACGCCACGAGCCCGAUCAACUGGCCCUUCCUCCUGAGCGGCAUCAGCUUCUGGACAGGCGGCACGAACGAGCGUCAGCAGGUCUACCUCAUCGGCAACGUCGUCGGCUGGUGGAUCUGCAUCAUGGCGCUGUCGAUCUUCGUCGGCGUCCUCGCGGCCGACCAGCUCGCAAACCGCCGCGGCUUGACGCCGAUCCCGACCCCUAUGCGGAACCGGCUCUACAACACGGGCGGCUUCUUCCUUCUUGCCUGGCUCUACCACUACGCUCCCUUCUUCACCAUGUCGCGCCAGCUCUUCCUCCACCACUACCUCCCCGCCCACCUCAUCUCCGCCCUCGUUGCCGGCGUCGUCUUCCACUUCCUCUUCUGCGGCGACACAGUCGACUACCCCGUCUCGGUCGCCGGCCCGCUGACCCGUCGUCGACCACGCACGCGCGCAAAAGUCGGCAAGGGCAUGAAGAUUGCGUUCGUUGUGGUUGUCGGACUGCUCGUCGCCAACUUUGCGUUCCUCAAGCCGUUGACGUACGGCACGCCGAGCUUGACGCCCGAGCAGGUCAACAGGCGGCGGAUGCUCUCGAGCUGGACUCUGCAUUACGCGAAGUAG